This is a messenger RNA of Trifolium pratense (red clover), 3450 nucleotides long. RefSeq names its product RNA-binding protein 28. The transcript has 18 exons. The coding region runs from base 257 to 3262 and encodes 1001 amino acids. The record is from RefSeq and is a predicted model, not a curated record. NCBI's taxonomy places the organism in Eukaryota, Viridiplantae, Streptophyta, Magnoliopsida, Fabales, Fabaceae. Gene Ontology annotation, molecular function: RNA binding.
AAUAGCAGUUUGAAGCGAACACCGGUCCGAGUUAACCCAAACGGGUGACCCGACCCAUCAUUGUACGAGUAGAAUCAGGGUUUCAAUUUUCUUUCACAACGCAUUCACAGUCACAGCAUCAUCUUCAGGCAAAAACACAAACACGCAUAAACCAAACUCUUCUUCUUUUUCUUCUCCGCCGCACGCAUAAUCUCCGCCGCAACCCCACCGGAAACGCAACUCAGACGCACGCAACUUCAUCAGAGUUGAAAGAGAGAUGGGAAAGAAAAACAAAGCGAUGAGAGAAAAUAGCGACGGCACUAUAAAACAAAGCCCCUUAACUCUUUUCGUUUCAAAUUUACCCUAUUCUUUUACAAAAGAUCAGCUUGAAGAAACUUUCAGUGAAGUUGGACCUAUUAGACGUUGUUUCAUGGUUGCACAAAAGGGGUCUGACCAACAUCGCGGUUUCGGUUAUGUUCACUUUGCUGUUGAGAAAGACGCUAACACUGCUGUUGAGCUGAAGAAUGGUUCAUUAGUUGGUGGCCGAAAAAUUUCAGUGAAGCACGCGAUUCCUCGUCCACCCCGUGAAAAAAAAUCAAAACCAGAUCAAGAGGGCAAGAUAGAUGAUCUCACAGAGUCAAAAAAUGAUGAUAAAGACAAUGGAUUAUCUGCAGUAGAGAAGUCUGUUUCAGUUCCAAAGGAAGAAUCAGUUCCAAAGGAAGAAGGUUAUGAUUUUGUUAAUGUGCAUUUGAUUAGCUUUACAAGCUGCUCAUUUAUAUAUUUAUUGCUUUUUCUUAAUAUCAUAUUUUCAUUUCUUUUAGAAGUGAAAGUUUUGAAUAAACCGAAAAAUUCAAGGAAGCCCGUGGAAAUAAAAAAAGCAGCUCUUUGUAAUGACGCAGCAGAUGAGGGGGGUGGCUCAGAAAAGCAGAAGGUUGCUAGGACUGUUAUAUUUGGUGGUCUCAUUAAUUCUGCUAUGGCUGAAGAUGUUCACCGCCAAGCCAGAGAUAUUGGAACUGUGUGUUCUAUCAAGUAUCCCCUUUCAAGGAAUGAUCUUCAGCAACAUGGUCUGCUGCAAGAUGGGUGUACUUCAGAUGCUUCAGCUGUACUAUAUACAAGUGUAAAAUCAGCUCGUGGUUCCGUUGCAAAAUUGCAUAAAAAAGAGAUAGGAGGUGGAACUGUUUGGGCACGACAGCUUGGCGGUGAGGGCGCCAAGACUCAGAAAUGGAAGCUUAUUGUCAGAAACCUUCCUUUCAAGGCCAAAGAAAAUGAAAUAAGAGAUGCAUUUUCAUCUGCGGGGUCUGUAUGGGAGGUAUUCAUUCCACAGAAGUCCGACACAGGUCUUUCAAAGGGUUUUGCAUUUGUAAAAUUCACCUGCAAGCAAGAUGCUGAAAAUGCCAUUAAAAAACUCAAUGGAUCAAAGUUUGGGAGUCGUCUCAUAGCUGUUGACUGGGCUGUUCCAAAAAAGAUAUUUAGUAGUGAUACCAAUGAUGCUCCUGCUUCAGAGGAAGGACAACAAAAGGUGACAGAUGAAGAUGAUAGUACUACUACUGAGGAUGAUGUUGAGCAUAGUGACGAACAAUCUGAUCAUGGAGAUGAUAGUGAUGUUGAUGGUGUUGUGGAGGAAGAUGUUCCUUCUGAAGAUGAUUUUGACAAGGAAGCAGACAUUGCAAGAAAGGUUCUUAACAACUUGAUUGCGUCCUCCUCUGCCAAAGACGUGUCUGCAAAUAACGAUUCUACAUGUUCUGAAGAAAAUAAGGAGCCAAAAUCUAACGAAACUGUUAAGGGCGCAGAUAGUAAAGCAUCUAAAGAGUCUGACAAGGUUUUUGCUAUUUCUAAGCCCGGGACUUCCAGCAAGUUAUCUAAUCCUAAGGAAACAGAAGAUGAUUUGCAAAGAACAGUUUUUAUAAGCAAUAUUCCCUUUGAAUGCGAUACUGAAGAAGUGAAGCAACGGUUUUCUGCAUUUGGAGUAGUAGAAUAUUUUGCUCCUGUUCUCCACCAAUUGACCAAGCGUCCACGAGGGACUGGUUUUCUUAAGUUUAAAACUGUGGAAGCAGCUGAUAAUGCAAUUUCAACUGCCAAUGCUGCUUCUGGGAUGGGUAUUUUAGUGAAGGGUAGACCAUUAAAAGUUUUUAAGGCUCUGGACAAGAAAUCAGCUCAUGAGAAAGAACUGGAGAAAGAAAAAAAUGAGGUUCAUGACCACCGCAAUCUUUACUUGGCAAAGGAGGGACUUAUUCUUGCCGGGACUCCAGCUGCUGAAGGGGUUUCAGCCAGUGAUAUGGCAAAACGUAAAGAUUUGGAAAGGAAAAAGAAGACGAAGCUUCAAUCUCCAAAUUUCCAUGUUUCAAAAACUAGACUUGUUAUCUACAACUUACCGAAGUCCAUGACUGAAAAACAACUAAAGAAGCUUUGCAUUGAUGCAGUCAUCUCUAGAGCUACCAAGCAAAAACCUGUAAUUCGACAGAUAAAGAUUUUAAAAGAUGGAAGGAAAGGAAAGGCUACUCAAGAAAAACAGUUUUCCCGUGGAGUUGCCUUUCUUGAAUUUUCAGAGCAUCAACAUGCCCUUGUUGCUUUGAGAGUUCUUAACAAUAAUCCUGAAACUUUUGGUCCUGAACAUCGGCCGAUUGUGGAGUUUGCGCUUGAUAAUGUUCAAACGUUGAAACUACGUAAUGCAAAGCUACAAUAUCAGCAGCAGGCUCCUCGUGAUGACAACAGAAACGAAAAUGAUAAACCCGACAAUGCAGGAGUUUACACACAUGGAGCCGACAGAAAACGAAAAUCUCAAGAGCAUGACAAACCAACAAAAGACUUGGGAUUGAAUUCAAAUAAUGAACAAGGCAGUAAAGUGGCAAAUGGAAAACCUCCUCAUGGAGACAAAUCCAAAAGACAGAAAGGCAACCAUAAGAGUACAAACACCGAUGUGUUAUCAUCGAAAGAAAGUCCAAAAGCUUCAGUGAGUAAGUUAAAGAAUAACCAAGAUGGCCAGAAUCACGGUGCUAAAUUACACGAAGGUAAAAAUACUGCCAUUGACAGUAAUAGUAGGAAAAUAUCAGGAAAGAAAGAUGACGCGGUAUAUGGAAAGAGGAAGAUGCAAAACCAAGAACAAGCAGGGGAAAAGGUUUCUAGGAAAAGGGCAAAGAAGAAUAAAGAUUCAAUAGGGAAGGACACAGUAGAUAAGCUUGACAUGCUUAUAGAACAAUAUAAAUCCAAGUUCUCACAAAAGGGUUCCCAAGGAAAUGAUGGUGAGAAAAAACCUCAACAGCUUAGAAAAUGGUACCAAUCAUAAUUUUGUUCUGAAAUGAAUUUUGACACUUGGUUGUUACAGAACUUCUUGUGAGCCUUCCUUGAGUUAUUUCAAGAUUUUUGGUCUAAUUUAUAAUGUAACAAAUAUUUAGCCUUUUUGUAAUAGCAAGUUAUGUCUUUGAGAUUUGAGAUGAUACCAAUGUAAUGUGUGGCAAAUAUUCGAAUUACUUA